AUGACUUUGGUGAAAUCAUGCAAGGAAAAGCUACAUUGGAUGAGGAAUAAUGGGUUUGAUGCAUUGGUUGAAGAGGUGUCUUCAUUUUGUGACAAACAUCAUAUUGAUGUUCCUAACAUGGAUGAGGCCUUUGUACUUCCAGGGAGGUCAAGGCGUAAUGCUCCAAUAAAGACAAAUCGUCAUCAUUAUCGUGUGAAGCUCUUUAUUUAUGUCAUUGAUGAGCAACUUACGGAGUUAGAUGAUCGUUUUAAUGAGGUAAAUACUGAGUUGCUUAUUUGUUUGGCAUAUUUGAGUCCGAAUGAUUCAUUUGUAGCUUUUGAUAAACAAAAGCUACUUCGUCUUGCUCAAUUUUAUCCUCAAGACUUUUCGGAUGGGGAUUUUUUGGCACUUGAUGAUCAACUUGAGCUUUAUAUUCAUUAUGUGAGUUGGAGUAGUGAUUUCUCUGACUUGCAAGGGAUUUGUGAUCUUGUAAAAAAAAUGAUGGAGACAAGGAUGCAUCGAGCAUUCAAUUAUGUGUAUUUGCUUAUUACAUUGGCUCUAGUUUUACCGGUUGCUACUGCUUCAGUCGAGAGGGCUUUCUCCGUCAUGAAUAUUAUCAAAGGUCCACUUCGGAAUAAAAUGGGAGAUCAAUGGUUGAGUGAUAGCUUACUUGUUUAUGUUAAGAAGGAUGUUUUUUAUUGUAUUGAAAAUGAAGCUAUAAUGCUACGUUUUCAAAAUAUGAAACCUCGUCGUGGCCAAUUGUAA
Prunus persica (peach) is the source of this 744-nucleotide messenger RNA. RefSeq lists its product as uncharacterized. The record is from RefSeq and is a predicted model, not a curated record. The transcript has a single exon. NCBI's taxonomy places the organism in Eukaryota, Viridiplantae, Streptophyta, Magnoliopsida, Rosales, Rosaceae. The coding region runs from base 1 to 744 and encodes 247 amino acids.